Maniola jurtina (meadow brown) is the source of this 2649-nucleotide messenger RNA. RefSeq lists its product as uncharacterized. The transcript is spliced from 2 exons. The coding region runs from base 104 to 2530 and encodes 808 amino acids. NCBI's taxonomy places the organism in Eukaryota, Metazoa, Arthropoda, Insecta, Lepidoptera, Nymphalidae. The record is from RefSeq and is a predicted model, not a curated record.
UUUUAUACAAAUAAUUUUUAAAUAACUUUCCGAUAGUUUAUUUUCCAGUUAAUAUAUUUUUGGAAAUUUGUAGACUUUUGCAUAGAAGAAACUUAAAAGAACUAUGAGUCGGAAAAAUGAAAGAAUUAUAGAAGCAUGUUUUUGCAAGGAUACAAUGAAAGAACCUUUAGUGGCAGUAGCGGGGUGUUCUGAUGAUAUGGCAGCAGUAUCAGCACUUCCCGACCAAUGGGUACCUCGCCAUUGUGGCCCUACUCUUACAAACUAUCUUAAAGACCGCGAACAAAACCACGAAAAGAUUUUACAAGACCUAACGCAAGAUGCAGCAAGAGUCAAUAAAGAUAUUGAUGCAAAAGUUAGAACUAUAUCUGAAAUUCUACUAGCUCAUAUUAAACAAAAUCAAAACGAUAUAGAUUGUGUCGUAGAAAAAUCUAAACCAGAUGAAGGAGUUCUUACUAUGGAUGCUAGGAAUAAGGCACUUAAAGAAAUCAGUAAAUUAUUUACAGACAGGUUACAAAAUUUAACGAAUUUUAAACAAGAAGCUUUAGGAUUAGAGAGAGAACGUGCUGACGGCAUAAGAAGCGUUUUGAAAUCUCAUUUUCAACGUUUGAUUGCUGUUGGUCAUAAAACUCCUAAAGAUUUGCUACACGACUUUGAUGAUAGGAUCUACGAAAUUAACGCACAGUUACUUAGUAAUUCUCGGGCUUAUAUUGAAUUAGAGGCACAGUUAAGAGUGCAGCUUGAUGAAAGUAUAGUACAUGCGCGCUCGGUUUUAAAUCAGUUAUGUCUUAAGCAAUCUAAAAUUACUAGAGGUCAGAGUGCUCUACCAUGGACGCGGAAAGGUCAAUCUUUUCAUAAGAGUUCCGAUGUUGCUGAUAGUGCAAGCAAUAAAGUUGACGAAGCAGGAGAUUCACACGGAGUCUUAGUUGAUAUAGAAGAAUUUAAAGUCUGUGUGUCUCAACUAAUUGAAGCGUAUCGUAAUGCUAUUCUUAAAAUAUUCUCAGGGUUUUCAAGUCAAUUAGACGACUUACACAAAGAUAUUGGGUUUCUAAAAGUUGACAGAAGUAAUUCAGGAACAGUAACUUUGGAAUUAGAGAGUAUGAUAAACAGUGCUCUUAAACGUAUAUCAGAUAGUAAAGUACAGGUUAAAGGAUCGAUUUAUAAGGAUUUACAAGAAAUGGCUCGUGAUGAUGUACAGCAUAUGCGACAAAGUUUAUUUACAUUAGGUAAGUGUCUACGUGAUACCUAUAUGACAUUGUUUGAUGCCAGCCAUUUAUGGGAUGAUCAUAUACUGCGUUCGGCAUUAGUUCAAAAGCUGACCGUUGCUGCGGUUGAAGAUAUGCAAAUAAACCACGAUAUAAUGGAACUCGCCAACGAAGUAAGUUUUAACAUCGCAUUGGAGCAACUGCGUUGUGCGCCCGAUGUUGACAAAUUGCAGUGUAACUUCGAAGUAGUUACGAAUUUACUGACAAAAAUCGCAGAUAUGAUCACCCAACAUAGCGAAAGUGAAAUUGCUAAGCUUGAGGAAUACAUGAAUUUACCUAUAAUCAUGGCUAACGUUUUGCAAGCCGAGUGCGGUGUUUUUUUGGAAAACCACCCCAAAACGAUUAUAGAGAAAUGUGGAAGUACAACUAGUGGAGUUUGCAUCGGAUCUCCUAUAGCGAAAGCUUUCACUUUACGCGCUCCGUUACCGCGAGCUAUUCUUCAAACUGAGCUUCAGGAAGUGGCUUUGAAUAAUUGGAAGAAUGGUUUUUUAGAUUCAUUCGAGUACAAUUUACCUUCAAUAACAGAGGAAUUGACUCGUCAAGCACGGAAAUGGGUGGACGAGAGAGCCUUGCAACUGAACAUGCGGUAUUCUCUAAAACUGAUGUCCCAUGGAAUAAGAGCUGAACGAAUGAAGGCUGCUAAGGCAGCGCGUUUGGCUGAGCUUCAACACCAUGAGCAACGUCUUAAUUCCCACUUGGAUGCUUUGUACGAUCGCAUUGAUAGUCUUCCGUUGCAGGCAUCCUCAUUCCUAGCAUUGGAUGCACCAGAAUUAUAUCCCUUCUGCAAAUGGAUUAACAAUAUCCAAACAGAUAUAGAUAAUCUUCUAUCACACAAUCCUGAUCCAGAAGUAAAGAGAUUGAAGCUGUUAAGUUACGCACCACGUUUACUGAAGCAUAGACAGCAGUUUGAAGAAUCUUUAGAUUUAGCUAUAGAGGGAUAUAAAAAGAAUAUUCAACAUGAAAUUCAGGUGGCAAGGAUCUCGAACUUUCGAUUUAUGUCGCAGCUAAAGGUUUUUAUUGAAGGUGGUAAAUAUGCAGCAGCCGAAGCGACCAAGACAUGUGCAGCUUUGGUCAAGGCAGCCGAUGCAUUGGAGGUCUGCCUCAACCGUUGUAUGGACGCGUUACACUCUCGCCGCUCGCAGUUGCUAGCUCUCGCUGACCAGUUGAUGCUACCGAUACAACGCGUUGUUGGAGAAGUGAAUAAAGACACUAAACAUGAUAAGAAGAAUAUAAACAAAACUACUAAGAACUUAAGAAAUAAAAAAUAAUAAUUGCAUAGGUACAAAGUGUGUAGUAGAGUGGAGGCGCAGCGCCUUUUUAGGAUUUCAACGGGACCUUAUUUAGUAACUAGCUGAUGCCCGCAGCUUCACCCGCGUGGAUUGGUCAG